AUGAUGACUUUACUACCAAGCAUUUUUUCCAUCCUAAUAACGACGGAAUUUAUUCUGGGAAAUUUUGCCAAUGGCUUCAUAGCGCUGGUGAACUGCGUUGACUGGGUCAAGAGACAAAAGAUGUCCUCAGCUGAUCAAAUUCUCAUGGCUCUGGCGGUCUCCAGAAUUGGUUUCCUCUGGGUAGUAUUAAUAAAUUGGUAUACAACUGUGCUUCCUCCAGUUUUAUAUAGUUUAGAAUUAAGAAUUGUUCUUCGUAUUGCCUGGGCAGUAAGCAACCAUUUUAGCAUCUGGCUUGCUACUAGCCUCAGCAUAUUUUACUUGGUCAGGAUAGCUAAUUUCUCUAGCCUUAUAUUUCUUUACCUAAAGCGGAGAGUUAAAAGUGUACUUCUCGUAAUACUGUUGGGGACUUCGGUCUUUUGGGUUUCUCAUCUUGUAGUGCUGUGCAUAGAUGAGAAUAUGAAGACUAAUGAAUAUGAAGGAAACAUCACUCAGAAGACCAAAUUGAGGGACAUUCUACGCCUUUCAAAUAUAACUCUAUUCACGCUACUAUACUUCAUACCCUUUACUCUGUCCCUGACAUCUUUUCUGCUGUUAAUCAUUUCCUUGUGGAAACAUCUCAAGAGGAUGCAGCUCAACGGCCAAGGAUCCCAAGAUCUCAGCACCAAAGUCCACAUAAGAGCUAUGCAAACUGUGGUCUCCUUUCUCUUGCUAUAUGCCAGUUACUUCCUGGCCAUAGUUAUCUCAGUUUGCACUUCUAUUAGGUUGCAGAAUGAACUGCUUCUCAUGCUUCCCGAGGGUCUCAUAAUGCUCUAUCCUUCAAGCCACUCGUUUAUCCUGAUUUGGGGAAACAAGAAGCUAAGACAGACCUUGAAAAACGUAAGAAAGAUGAUAAGAUUACCAUACCAUUAA
Messenger RNA from Diceros bicornis minor, 909 nucleotides. RefSeq names its product taste receptor type 2 member 30-like. The record is from RefSeq and is a predicted model, not a curated record. Gene Ontology annotation, cellular component: membrane. Gene Ontology annotation, molecular function: bitter taste receptor activity; G protein-coupled receptor activity. The coding region runs from base 1 to 909 and encodes 302 amino acids. NCBI's taxonomy places the organism in Eukaryota, Metazoa, Chordata, Mammalia, Perissodactyla, Rhinocerotidae. The transcript has a single exon. Gene Ontology annotation, biological process: detection of chemical stimulus involved in sensory perception of bitter taste; G protein-coupled receptor signaling pathway; sensory perception of taste.